CCCCAAUCCCCAACCCCUUAAACAAAAAUAUCCCCAAUUUCAAAAAUUCCCAAAAUACUCUCUUUCUCUAUCGACUGCAAGCAGCGGCAAGGGGGGACGACGGCGGGCAACGAGGUGGAGGUCAUCCGAAUGGUUGGGGAAAGUACAGAAGCUGUUGGUGCUGGUGUUGGAGGGGGAUCUAGUGGCAAUAAGAUGCCGACACUGGAGGAGUAUGGCACUAAUUUGACAAAAAUGGCAGAAGAGGGUAAACUGGAUCCAGUUGUUGGAAGGCAGCCGGAAAUAGAACGUGUGACUCAAAUUUUGGGUCGACGGACGAAAAAUAACCCCUGCCUUAUCGGAGAACCUGGUGUGGGGAAAACCGUUGUUGCAGAAGGCCUCGCGCAACGAAUUGCAAAUGGUGAUGUUCCAGAAACAAUUGAGGGGAAGAAGGGUGGUUGCUUUGUGAUUUUUGUGAAGGGCAGAAAACCAAUGUGAAAGCUGCUAACAAUCGGAUCUAUCGUCGGUGUCCAUCUUGUAGAGCUAUUGGAUACAUCCUGUGUUCGAAGUGCAAAGUUUUCAAAUGCGUUACCUUUCCUAAUUAUAGUGACGGUGAGGAUGUAGCCUUUUAAGUCUACUGUUGGAUGCGACUGGCAUUCAACUAUUCUCCUGUUGGAUGCAGCAG
This is a messenger RNA of Camellia sinensis, 661 nucleotides long. NCBI's taxonomy places the organism in Eukaryota, Viridiplantae, Streptophyta, Magnoliopsida, Ericales, Theaceae. The record is from RefSeq and is a predicted model, not a curated record.